Aspergillus affinis is the source of this 966-nucleotide messenger RNA. RefSeq names its product TatD family hydrolase. Bases 1 to 966 code for a protein of 321 amino acids. The record is from RefSeq and is a predicted model, not a curated record. Gene Ontology annotation, cellular component: cytosol. The transcript has 2 exons. NCBI's taxonomy places the organism in Eukaryota, Fungi, Ascomycota, Eurotiomycetes, Eurotiales, Aspergillaceae. Gene Ontology annotation, molecular function: 3'-5'-DNA exonuclease activity.
AUGGCUCGAUUACUCCGAUUUGCCGAUGUUGCUGUGACUUUCACCGCAGACCAAUUCCAGGGCAUCUACCGCGGCAAGCAGUACCAUGAGUCUGACUUUCACGAGGUCCUGAAACGCGCGCAAGACUAUGGCUGUGAAAAGAUCAUGCUUACUACCAUGACUCUCGCGGGAGCGCACCAGAACCUUAAAGUAGUAAGGGAGUUUCCGAACAUGUGCACGUUAACGUUAGGCGUGCAUCCAUAUCACGCGGGGGAGCUUUACAUCAACGACGACGCCAAAGAUGGAGAAGGAAGAGGAAAAGAUGCGUUGCAGGAGCUCGAAGAUCUCGCCCGGACACUUCUGGCCGAGAGACCGUCGCCCCUCGUCGCGUUCGGGGAAAUCGGGCUCGACUAUGAGUAUCUGGACCGUGCGGAUAAAGAGUCGCAGAAACGGGCUUUUCGCGAUCAGCUCGAGGUAGCGACGAAGUUGGAUUUGCCGCUAUUUCUGCAUGUACGUGAAUCGUGUGCCGAUUUUGUGGAUAUCAUACGGCCGUAUCUAUCGAGAUUUCCGCGCGGAGGACUGGUUCAUUCGUUUACUGGCUCGAGGGAGGAAAUGCAUCAGUUGGUGGAUCUGGGAUUGGAUGUUAGUGUGAACGGGGUUUGUUUUCGGACGGAGGAGCAAUUGGAUAUGGUGCGCCAUAUUCCGUUGGAACGCUUGCAUUUGGAAACCGAUGCCCCCUGGUGCGAGGUGCUCGCCAACGAUCCGAAAAUCGCCCCGUAUCUGGCAGAUGCGAGACCGUUGCCGGCAUCUCGGAAACAUAACAAGUUCGUGGUCGGUCAGAUGGUCAAGACGCGCAAUGAGAGCUGCACGAUUGAACGAGUGGCUCUGGUUGUGGCUGGGUUGAAGGGCAUUCCGGUGGAAGAUGUGGCCCGGGCAGCAUGGGAUAACAGCGUCCGCAUGUUUGGACUGGGCGUUCGUGAAGGUUAG